This is a messenger RNA of Tetrapisispora phaffii CBS 4417, 1371 nucleotides long. It is a transcript of the gene RAD17, whose product is annotated as Rad17p. Gene Ontology annotation, cellular component: checkpoint clamp complex. Lineage: Eukaryota; Fungi; Ascomycota; Saccharomycetes; Saccharomycetales; Saccharomycetaceae. The coding region runs from base 1 to 1371 and encodes 456 amino acids. Gene Ontology annotation, biological process: reciprocal meiotic recombination; double-strand break repair; DNA damage checkpoint signaling. The record is from RefSeq and is a predicted model, not a curated record. The transcript has a single exon. Gene Ontology annotation, molecular function: damaged DNA binding; double-stranded DNA binding.
AUGAGGAUUCCUAAAGGAGAAGGUGCUAAGUUUUCAGCUACUACCGUUUAUUUGGAACAUUUAACGACUGCCUUAAGUUGUCUAGUUCCAUUUGGGAAUAAAGACGAUGUUUUGAUAUUCAUUGAUAAAGAUGGAUUAUCGUUUGUAAGAGACAAUAACCAUGUUAUAAGGAUCCAAUUGUUUUUAUCAAGAGAGCUAUUUAUGUCCUACUCUUUUGAAAAUGAAAUAGCAAAUGAUCAAUCAGCUUCAGAGGCUGGAGCUGGAACCCAUAAUGAGCAAAUGGAAGAUCAUUUAAAGGUGAGCGUUAAAAUAAAUCAUAUUUUAGAUAGUGUAAGUAUUAUUAACAGGAAUGUGGAUGAUAUUGUGGAAUGUACUUUAUUCUAUAAUGGGUAUGGUACCCCAUUCGUUCUGGCAUUCGAAGAUUCGUUGAUUUCAGAGAGAGUAGCAUACUCGACAUAUUUGACCAAAGAAAUAGACAAUACGGGACUAGAAUUGGAUAGAUCUCAAAUCAUUUUUGAAUGUAUGGUAAAGGGGGAUGUUUUAUAUACUGCAUUGAAAGAUUUAAAAGAAAUUGGAUGUAAAGAAUGCUAUAUAUAUGCAAAAUCCAACGAUAAUCCAAUGGAAAAUGUAUUUGCAUUGAUUUCGAAGUCACAGUUAGGCUUCUCUAAGAUCAAGAUUCCAAGUAGUAGGUCUAUCUUAGAAAAAUUGCAAGUUUAUGAUGGAGACUCGACUACCAAAAGAAAUAAUGAGCCAGUAAUAGGCUUUUUUGAUUUUAACACAUUUGAUAAGAUUAGAAUAAGUACAAAAAUUGCCAGUAAAGUACUAUUUAGAAUGGAUGUUCACGGUUUGUUAAGUGUUAAUAUUUUAAGCCAAACAGAUGACGUUAUGGUUUCUGACGUUAGAAAUUCUAAAAAAACAUCAAAUGCAGCUGAUAAUUUGUUUAAUUUUGAUUCCUAUACAAAUCAGAAACAGAUGCAACUGCCUAAAGACUACCCAGGCAUUGUGAUAGAAAUUUGUAUGCUAGAGAAAGAAGCCAUUGACUCCUUGGCUCAAGAAGAAAUCGCACUAUUAAUGGAUACUAAUGAUACUACAGGGAUGUCAGAAAUUACUAAAAGACAAACAAUUGCUGUAAAUAAGUUAACAGAUCAAACAUCCCCUUUAAAUCAUACAAAUGGUAAUAUUUUAGGCCUGAAUGGUAAAGUAGACGAUAAAUUUCAAUCGAUUGAUGAAAGCAGUGUUCCGGUCAAUUUUAUUCCUCAACAUGAUAGUAAUGGACAUGAUAAUGAAGGAACUCAAGAUCGUGAGAAUCGGAAACGUAAAAAAACUGAAACUAGUAAUUCAUCUGUAAACGGUUUACCAUUGUUCUUUUAA